UAUAAUUAUGAAAGUAUGUAGUUUAUUUAUAUCUUUUAUUUUUCUAUUCUCUUUUUAAGAUUUAAUAGAGUUAAUUUCAUUGGUGCGAAGGCAGUGAGGUGAUAUUAGUAAUUUUGCUGAUUAUUGUUAGCCCUAACCUCAUACAUAGAAAGAAAAGGAAGAGUAAUUCAUAUCACUGUAUUAGGCAAUAUUAUAAAAACGUAGUAUAUAUGUUACUUGAAUUAAUCAAAGAAAAAUGAGUACAAAAUUCUUAUUUGUUGAGUCAAUGGAGAUAUUGCGGGAUACUUUGCCACAUUAUCAUAUUCUAUUAAUAACGGUUUUACUACUUUCUAUAGUGUGGUUUAUUUCUAAAAGACGAAUUAACAUUAAUUAUCAUAAUUCAACACCUUCAAAAGAAUUGGUGGAAAGUAAACUAACGGAAUGGCAACCAGAAUUUCUGGUACCAGAACCACCGGCGAAGCAUCCUUCACUAAGUCCUAAACAAAUCACUUCUAGAAUUGGAAAGCGAGUGAUAGUCAAUGGCAAAAAUUGUCUCAAUUUGGGUACACAUAAUUACUUGGGUUUAAGUGAUAAUAUGGAAAUAAUAGAAAGUGCUGUGGCAGCUGUAAAGAAAUACGGCGUUGGAUCUUGUGGACCACGAGGUUUUUAUGGAACUGUUGACGUUCAUCUUGAACUAGAAGAACGUUUGGCUAAAUUUAUGAAUAUGGAAGAAGCUAUUAUAUAUUCCUAUGGGUUUUCUACUAUAGCAUCUGCAAUCCCGGCUUAUUGCAAGCGUAACGAUUUGAUAUUUGUGGAUGAACAAGUAAAUUUUGCUAUACAAAAGGGAUUAGAUGCUUCUCGAGGAAAUAUUCAAUACUUUAAACAUAAUGAUGUUCAAGAUUUCCAUAAUCUGUUAAUGAAACAGGAUGAAAUAGAUAAAAAAAAUCCUAAAAAAGCUGCUAAAAUUAAACGUUUUCUAAUUAUUGAGGGUAUUUAUAUGAAUACAGGAAACAUCUGCCCUUUACCAGAAUUAGUAGACCUUUGUAAAAAAUACAAAUUGAGAAUCUUUAUUGAUGAAUCGAUAUCAUUUGGUACCAUUGGUCAAGGGAAGGGUGUAACUGAAUAUUUUAAUAUUCCUAGAAGUGAAAUAGACAUGAUAAUGGGAUCUUUAGAAUGUGCUAUUGGAUCUAUUGGAGGUUUUUGUGUAGGAACAUCAUUUGUUAUUGAUCAUCAACGUUUAUCUGGUCUUGGAUACUGUUUCUCAGCAUCACAACCACCUCUUUUGGCAUCUGCUGCUAUCACUUCUUUAGAUAUCAUAGAAAAUAAUCCACAAAUAUUUCAUUCUUUGAAAAAUAACAGCUUAUUGAUGGAUAAAGGUCUUAAAGAAAUCUCAAUGUUAGAAUGUCUCAGUUUUGCAGAAUCUCCCUUGAAGCAUGUAUAUUUGAAAGAAAAGAAGGAUUAUGUUACCGAAGAAAAAUUACUAUCUACAAUUUCUAAUAAGUGUAUAGAAAAUAAUUUAGCAGUUAUAUUACCUGCCUAUUUAUCUGAAGCGGAAAGAAUGUUACCUAGACCUAGCCUUAGACUUUGUAUAUCUGCAAGUCUAGAUCAUAACGAUAUCAAAUUUGCACUAAAUACUUUGAAAAAAUGUACCGAAGAAGUUUUAUCAUCAAUUGAAAAAAUUGAAUCUUGAAGAAAAAAUAUUUCAAGAUUUUUAAAUUUAUAUAUUAAAAAUAUAUUUAACAUUUAUGUAAUGGCUUUUAUAUAUGGUGUCUUUUAUUAGCAUAUUUUAUUUUGUUGGGAUAUUUUAUUUAGUAUCAGUGUACUGAUAUUAUAUAAA
Pogonomyrmex barbatus (red harvester ant) is the source of this 1816-nucleotide messenger RNA. RefSeq names its product serine palmitoyltransferase subunit I (gene Spt-I). Gene Ontology annotation, cellular component: endoplasmic reticulum. Gene Ontology annotation, molecular function: serine C-palmitoyltransferase activity; pyridoxal phosphate binding. Gene Ontology annotation, biological process: ceramide biosynthetic process; sphingosine biosynthetic process. NCBI's taxonomy places the organism in Eukaryota, Metazoa, Arthropoda, Insecta, Hymenoptera, Formicidae. The record is from RefSeq and is a predicted model, not a curated record.